GAAGGCUUCUGCCUCGUUCUGUCUUCCCCACCUUCUUCCUUCUAUCUAUUAUGUCGCCGCUCUUCAAGGCAUGGUCGUUGAUAUUGGUCCUGGCAGCAGCAGUGCUUGGACCCAGAGGUGCAUUUGCCCAGACGUCCACUGUAGUAUGCCUGUCCUCUUAUGGUUGGAUGAACAACAGCCUCCAACAGAACCCUUGUGUGGUCGCUUCCUACCUUGAGAGUGUCUGCAAUGGUGGAGAUUUUUCAAUCAGUCCUUUACCUCCCGACACCCAUUAUGCAGCUCCCACGGUAGCUGAAGCCAACCCUUGCGAAUGUAGUACGGUGGUCUACUCGCUGGUUAGCGCUUGCGGUGCUUGCCAGAACGCCACGUAUUUGACCUGGUCUUCUUGGAACUACAAUUGUUCCUCGGUAUACAACCAACAAUUUCCGGAUAGCAUUCCGUCUGGCACCGCGGUUCCAAAUUGGGCAUAUCUGGACGUGACCGCUUCGGGAUUCAGCCUUGCCGCAGCGCAAGCCGACGGAGAUACCCCGGAAUCUACCGCAACAAAAGUGCAAUCUACUGCUACAGUUGCUAAUCCGAGCAGCGUGUCUGCUUCUUUGACCGGUUCUUCGGGCGCGGCCACAGGAUCUCCGACCACAUCAUCGACUAAAUCGACAAGUUCAAACGCUGGAGCUAUAGCUGGGGGUGUUGUUGGUGGAGUUGUAGGAGCUGCAGCCAUCAUAGGUCUUGUGACCUGGUUCAUUGUCAAACGCCGUCGCUCUGCCACAGCGCCAUCGGCCGCUUUCAGCGACAUUGGCGGGGGUGCGGGAUACACUCAAAGUGUUUAUUCCCCUAACACUCAUUCAUUCCCAACGCAACCCCAAAUGACGCAACAACGUCUCUACGACCCAUCUGACCCGUCCACUUUCCCAGGUUCGCCUCCCACCCCCACUGUCCUGACCACCGCAUCUAGCAACAUAUACCAAAACCCAUCCAUACCGUCACAUGUGUUUUCCCAACAGUCGCGCCCAGGGCAGUACAGCGGUACUCCGGAGAUCUAAAUGCGAGCCUGAAGAUGAACGACCAUUGGAUAUGAUUCCCCCUCAUAAAUUGAUGACAUUGCACUAAUAUAUUCAUGUAACUCAGGACCAUUGUAACAUGAAAACGAAAGUAUCGUGUACUGAAACGAUCAUGCAUGGGGGCGAGCGGAAGCACUCGAUGUUUAGAUUCUUCGUUCUUUGCCAUGAGGGCAUCCUGCCAAGGAUCUAUCUAGAUUUCUAAUACCAGGAAGCUAUGGCACAAUCAUAUUGCAUCCUCCCUUCUGUCACGUCAGCAAUGUAUCAUAAUUGUUGCUGUUAGUCAUAGCGGUAACAGUGUCUAUAACUGAAGGUGAUGACUUGCGC
Suillus discolor is the source of this 1382-nucleotide messenger RNA. RefSeq lists its product as uncharacterized. Lineage: Eukaryota; Fungi; Basidiomycota; Agaricomycetes; Boletales; Suillaceae. The transcript has 9 exons. The record is from RefSeq and is a predicted model, not a curated record. Bases 51 to 1040 code for a protein of 329 amino acids.